CUCUCUCUACUACUUCCAAUAGUCAGAACUUCAAUAUUUGUGUAUUUGCUAUGAGAAAUAGGUUUGAGAUAUAAAUUUUGCGAUCAAAAGUUUCAAAACUGUGUGUUUUUGUUUCAAUGGGUAACGGCUGUGGAAAGCUUGGUGUUUGUUUCAGUGGAGGUAAUGGGAAAAAUGAAGUGAUAAUAACUCCAGAACCAUAUGAUGAAGGAUUGGGUCAUUCAUUUUGUUAUGUAAGACCAACAAAUCCAUGUUCAAAAAUCCAUUCAUCAGAAGAAGAAUCAACAAUAUUUAGAUCAAUAUCAGGUGCAUCAGUAAGUGCUAACACAUCUACACCUCUUUCUACAUCUUUUAUUGAUCUAUAUUCAUAUAAUAAUUUUAUUGAUAGAGCUUCAGUUUUUGAAAGUUCCAAUUCUUUUACCUCAAUUCCAUUACAACCAAUUCCAAAAUAUUUUCUAAAUUCUAUGGAAAGAGGAAAUUCUUGUUCUUCUGGUCCUCUUGAUAAAGGGUUUUUCUCCGGUCCAUUAGAACGUGGGUUCAUGUCUGGCCCCCUUGAAAGAGGUGUAUUUUCAGGUCCUAUAGAAAAAAAGUUGUCUGAUCAAUUUCAAAGAAAUUUUUCUUCUUAUGAACCCAAGAAAUUGAAUAAAGGGUGUUUUGUUAAGAAUCUGAAAAGAGCUAUUUCUAAGAGAAUUUCUGGUUCUCGAAGCCGAAAACCGGUUGUUGCUCCUGUCGAUAAAGGGGUUGUUUCUGUUAAAGAAUUGGAUUGGAUUGUUGGGUCUGAAAGAAAUGUUAUGAUUAAUGAACUCACUAUAAGUAGUACUACAAAUUUAAGUAGUGAUUAUAGUUUGGAUUCUAAUGAAUCAUAUGAAAGUCAGAAUGUUCAAUGGGCACAAGGCAAAGCUGGUGAAGAUAGAAUCCAACUUGUGAUUUCUGAAGAGCAUGGAUGGGUUUUUGUUGGUAUUUAUGAUGGAUUUAAUGGUCCUGAUGCUACCGACUAUCUUCUGACUAAUUUGUACCCUGCUGUUCAUAAAGAACUCAAGGGACUUUUAUGGGAAGACAAUUUGGAAGAGGAAUCAGAUGCUGCUGAUUUGAGUAAUGAACAAGUGGGUUCGUUUCAAGUUGAUGAAUUAGAAAGAACUAGUGAGAGACUUGAGAGUUGUUCUCAGUGUGUAGACGGCCCAGAGAAGCAUCCAUCCAGAUUGGAAGAGGCUUAUUUUCAUUCGAAGUUAGGAAGGGGUAAGAAUUCAAAGAGAAAACUUCGAGGGGCAUUGAAAAAUGAGGAAAUUCAGAGAAGGUGGAAAUGUGAAUGGGAUAGGGAGAGAAUGGAAUUAGAUAGGAAGUUGAAGGAAGGUUUGAAUAGGCCUAGUUCAGAAGGGAUGAAAAAUGUUAAUCAUCCCGAUGUAUUGAAAGCUCUUUCGAGAGCCUUGAAAGAAACAGAAGAAGCUUACUUGGAUAUUGCAGAUAAGAUGUUUAUGAAGAACCCUGAAUUAGCUCUUAUGGGUUCUUGUUUAUUGGUAAUGCUGAUGAAGGGCGAGGAUGUUUAUUUGAUGAAUGUUGGAGAUAGUCGUGCUGUUUUAGCUAAUAAACCCGAGCCCGAUAUUGGGCUAGGGAAAACUUGCAGUGAUCUGGAUCAAAUCAAGGAGGAAACUCAACUUGAUCUUCAAUCCUGCGACGAGGAUCAGUAUGGUGCAUUACCGGCAUUAACUGCUCAUCAGCUUACGACAGAUCAUAGCACUUCCGAAACAGAGGAGGUUCAGAGAAUAAAAAACGAACAUCCGGAUGAUUCAUGUGCAAUUGUAAAUGAUCGUGUCAAAGGCUCAUUGAAGGUUACUCGAGCUUUCGGUGCUGGCUUUCUCAAACAGCCCAAGUGGAACAAUGCACUUCUUCAAGUGUUCAGAAUUGAUUUUGUAGGCACUUCUCCAUACAUCAACUGUUUGCCGUCUCUCUACCAUCAUAGACUAGGCCAUAGAGACAGAUUUUUGAUAUUAUCUUCAGAUGGUCUUUAUCAAUACUUCACCAAUGAAGAAGCAGUCUCUGAAGUUGAGUCGUUCAUUGCUUCAUCUCCUGAAGGAGAUCCUGCACAACAUCUAAUUGAAGAAGUAAUGUUUCGUGCAGCAAGAAGAGCUGGUUUGGACUUUCAUGAGUUGCUUGAAAUACCACAAGGGGAUCGUAGACGAUACCAUGAUGAUGUUUCUGUCAUCGUCAUUUCUUUUGAAGGAAGGAUAUGGAGAUCUUGUGCGUAACUAUGCACAUUCAUAUACUAAAGUAUAUCUAUGUAUAAGGAGAGAGAUAUAAGCUCAGACAAAUCAAGUCUGAGCACAUUUUUGCUUGUAAAUGUCCAAUUUAACAUUUAUAUCAUACUGGCGAAGCUCUGGUGGCAAGACUGAUGGUUGUCAGUUACAUGAAACGAUCAUGCAGCAGAUUUUGGGAAUUGUAAAGCUGCUUCAUGUUUGAAACUGUUGGGAAAAUAAAAUUGUAGCUUCUUAAUAAAGCA
Papaver somniferum (opium poppy) is the source of this 2491-nucleotide messenger RNA. RefSeq names its product probable protein phosphatase 2C 4. NCBI's taxonomy places the organism in Eukaryota, Viridiplantae, Streptophyta, Magnoliopsida, Ranunculales, Papaveraceae. The record is from RefSeq and is a predicted model, not a curated record. Gene Ontology annotation, molecular function: protein serine/threonine phosphatase activity. The transcript is spliced from 4 exons. The coding region runs from base 117 to 2240 and encodes 707 amino acids. Gene Ontology annotation, biological process: protein dephosphorylation.